UCUUCUUCAAAAAAAAUAUUUUAAAUAAAAGUGAAUUCCGUAUGAAAAAUUUGAAAUAAAACUCGAAAGUCUGCAAAGUACAUUCUUUACAGAAAAGGAUAAAGAAGUAUACACACUUGUAAAUGUAAAGGGGACAAGCAAGUCUAUAUUUCAGUUAGCAUGUGAAGCGAGCAGCAGUGCAUUGUGUCCUGUGUGUAAAAUAUUUUACUACAUUUAAAGUCUGGUGUUAAAUGGAUUUAAUAAUAUACACUGUCUUGGUGAUAAAUUUAAAGUUCCGAUGCAGAAAUGAAGCUCAAAAUUGAUGUUUGAAUUGAUGAAUUAACUUGCCAUAUAGUGAAAAACAUAAUACACAAUAAAAGUGCUGUAAAGCGAUUUCGAUAUGUUUGAUGUUAUUACAAAUUAAAAUCACGCAUACCGAACUGUAGCCUGAAAUAUUUUUGCACAUAAAAUUUUGGCCGAUGUCAUUUCUUUCAACUUAAUACAUGCUUCGUUUAUCUGUUGCUUUAUUCAAUUAAAAAAAUUGAAAAUAAACAGUUCUAUAAACAAUUUAUUGUUUAUUGUGAUUUAGGGGGCGAAUAAUGUAGCGAAAUUUAUAGAAUUAACCCAUCUGACUGUAAAACUACAUUCCAAGACAUUCGCUAUCAUAUUUUUAUAAAGUGAAAGUUCAGUAAGCGAACAUAUUAUACCUGAUAUUAUAAAAUUUAUAAAUAAUUAUUCAUGAUGUCAAUGGUUUGUACUAAUGAUGAUUUUAAUCAACUUUCCGAUACAAUAGUUCAUAAUUUAUAUAAUGGAGAUCGUCAAGACCUUGCGAAAUAUGUAUUACCGAUAUCAGCAGCUAAGAACUAUUAUCAUAGUCAAAAGAACAGUCCAUUCGCUGCAAUGAUCUCACCGGUAAAAAAACAAAUCCGUCACCAACAUCGUCGACAUCAUCAAGACCAAUGGCAGUCAUCGCAGGAUUUGGAUCUGAAUAAGCUUUCAAAUAUUAAGAGCAUGAAUAAUUUUUCCGAAAGUCAGCCAAAUCUGGAGCUUCAAGAGCCUGGUGUUCUUCAGAGUGAUUCUAUGUUGCAAUCGUUUAUAAACACACCAAAUUCCUCAUAUCAUACAGCUCAAUUAAAGAGCAAUAAUGAUGUCAUUAGUUUUAGAGACGGGGUAAAUAAUACUCUCCUUUCUGAUGACAUGGUACCUGUUACUAGUGAUCAACAACUAUGCCAACUUUAUAAUACACAACAACACGCGGAUUAUAUAAUUUCAGAUUAUAUGGAUAAAAUAUCAACGCGCAUAUCUCUCUUAGAGACUGAACUAAAAUUUGCUUGGCGUGCUUUGGAUUUACUGUCAGGUGAAUACAGUAAGAUAUGGGGACGAUUAGAAAAAUUGGAAAAUAUUUCAGUAGAGCAGCAGUCUGUUGUUACCAAUUUAAUGGAUUUAAUUGCAACAAAAAAGCACGAAAUAGAAAACUUGACGUUUAUGGAAGAAUGCGAUCCACAAGCGUUUCUCGAAUACUUUACCCAAAAUGAUAUAGCUUCAGAUAUAGUUAAAUUUUCAGAACACGAUACUGAGUUGUUGAAUACGGUUUCAAUAAAAGUGCCACAAACCUUUAAUAAUUUUUUAAAACAAACUGGAAAUGAUGUAUUCGAUAAAAAUUUAGAGGGUGAUCUUGAUGCACUGAAAAAUCUUUUACAGUCAAAGAAAUGCAAUUCGGAAUCAAUUCAAACAAUUCCACCAUUUAUAUCAUCCUCCUUUGAUGAAAACUUAAUUUUAAAUGACGACAGCAAUCAAGCAAAUCCACUUUAUAGUACCAACACACAUAAUAAAAAUACCUUGUUUAUGCCAUAUGCAUCAAUCAGUAACUUAAGACGCGACAUAUUAAAUAUUAAUGAAUAUCAGGAAAUGAAGUCAGUUAAGUGUACAGCACGACCAAAACUAAACUCUGAUUCAGAUAUCAAUUUAUUUGAAAAACAGCAGGAGAUGGUAAAUAAUGCUAAGUCCGAACUGCUGCAAGAGUUUCUGAAGGGGCGUCAAACGUUAGAUAAUAUUUCAUUAGGCAUUCACAACUCCAAUUAUUUCGAAAAAAGAGAAACAAGUAGCAUGUAUGAUUUACCAAAUAAAAUAAAACAUCCAGACGACAUUUUACACAAAACACUUUCCUAUGUACAUAUAACAACUAACAAUGAUAUAAAUAAUUUGUGUGAUAAAGUUAAUGAUACACCAACAAAUAUUGAUGAUACUAAUGAAAACGCGAAGUUUUUUCGACUAGCUGCCUUUAAAAUGGGUGACGGAAGUCCGCAGGUUGUUCCAAUAGAGGAUACGGGCGGCACAAAUUUAGCAAAACCAAUAGAAAUAGCGAGGAACAACGAAAUGAAUGAAGAAUUUUAUAAAACUCUAAAUGAAGCCUACCGUGAUAAUAAUUUAACUACUGAAAUAUCAAAUGUUGAACGAUUAUUGGAACAAUCUGAAGUUGUGCAUGAGCAUAUGCGAAGUCUAGGAGUAGAUAACAGCUCAGUGAUUGGUGUAACUAUAGAAGACAACGAAAAGCAAAGAGAAAAAGGUAUAAUAAAGGAAAAAACGCAAAGCUUAUCAUGCUUGUUGGAAGAAUCAUUUUCUAGUAACCAAAAGGGGUCAAAAGAUUUCAAAAAAUCUAAAAAAAAAAAGCACCAAAAAGAUGAAAUGGACAUGUUGAACAACCUUAAGAGUGCUUUAGCACAAGCUGCUUUAAUAUCGCAUGAUCAAUUACAAACUGAAUUUGACAAAAACUUUAAACGUGGACUGUCUCAUAAAGAAGUAACUCUGAAAAAAAACUCAGACAUACAUAUUAAAGACUCAAGCAUUGAUACCAAUCGAUAUUCUAUUACAUCAUUAUCAUCCGAAGAUAGUUCGAAUGACUAUGAGUCGAAUGCCUAUAUACUUGACAAUAUUAGUGAACUUCUUUUACUAGAAAUUAAUAAAGUUAACGAACUUCAAACUCUAACCGCUGAUCAAAUAAUCAGUUUGCGUCAAUUUAUUACAUCAGAGCAUACAUUUUUUGAAAAACUAAAUCAAGUGGACAAAAAUUUAAUACUAUUGCUACUGAAUCCGAUAACUUUAUCCGAUGAAUUGCAUGCUUUUGCUGGUAAUAAAAAUAAAAAGUUCGAACUAGUAAUGAAAAAACUAGAAACAAAUAUUGAAGUCUUAAAAAAGCUAGUUGGAAGUUCUUUUGAUGAUUACAAAAGACAAUUUUCAAAAACAAACUCUGUUACCAACAACAUUAAAACUUCAAAAUCUUGCAAUAGUGCUGCUUACUUGCCAGAUAAAUCCAUAGUUAACAAAAAAACAGCUAAUUUUGACUAUAGUGCUCAUCUUUUGAGAAACAAUUCAAAUUUAGAUGAGCAGCUUAAAAUUCUUGAAAAUGAAGAAAAUGAAAUUUGUAAAAAAAAGGAAAUAUCACAACCUCAAACAACUACUGCUACAGGUAUUUUAAACUGCAGUGAGUAUUUAGCAGAAGAUAACCACCCAUUUACUAAUACAACUGAGGAAACAUGUUUAAAGACUGACAGCUCCAAACUAGCUACGUCAACCUUGAAUCUCUAUAACAAUGAUGAGUAUAUAAAAUCUCUUAAAGACAGUUUAGAAAAACAUAAUAGUAUGCUAUUUCUAUUGCAUUUAGGAAACCAAGAAUAUCAAAAAUUUGACAGCGAUUUUAUGCAUAUGAAUAUAAAUGAUAUAUUGCUUGAUUCUAAUGGAAGACAAAGUCCGCCUCCACCUGCUCCAAGUGAUAAUAUUUUUUACGAUGACGACGGUAUUCAAACCAUUAAUAAAAUGAAAUCGGGUUUUAUAAGUCAUUUUCAAGAGUUUUCAGAAAAUUCCAUCAGUGGUAAAUUAACAGAUUUAAAUGAAACUAAAUAUGAACUACAACAACACGACCAUCAUAAAAUUAAUAUUUCAUCAAAUUCUCCCAAGCAAACAAAAUCUGAUUCAGGCCUUUCAUCAUUGAGUGGAUUUUCUGGAAAAGAUAAAUCUCCUAAUUCUCCUAUAACUAAUUCUUUUUGUAGUAAUGCAAGCAAUCCUUUUCUUGGCAAAUACCAAAAUGGAAUUUUUGCUAAUAAUAAAAACGUUUCUGAAGUUGCAUUUAAAGAGACCAUUAUGAGUGCAACAGACUCGAAGACACUAUGUCAAAAUUUUUCUACAACUAUAGUUUCAGCAAUUCCACCAAUGCCAGGCAACGGUCCUCUUUUUAUAGCAACUGAAUCGGUAAAAUCACACCGUAAUAUUCAAAAAGAUUAUACUUUCUCCGAAGAGAAUUUAAAUUACAUUAGUGAGUUGUCUAAAAAUAUGCCAAUUUGUUCGGCAUAUGAAAAUAAAUCAAUUUUUAAUGUGCUUAAGAAUGUUGAAUUGGAUACAAAUGUAUACACCGUAGACGAAAUGCUAAAUUGGAGCCCACAACAUCAGGAUAUUCGACAAUAUCAGCAACACACCCAUCAAAUGUCAACUGAAGGAAGUGACUCUUUGGAAAGAAUGCCAAAAACACAAUCUGCUUACGAAGAUAAUCUGCGCAAUGACGUAACUUCAGAGACCACUUCAGCUAAAGACAAAACUAAACACAUAAACUGGACUCGUCGAAUACCUGAUCUUCUUAAUCAAUCUAGCACAAAUAAGAACUUGAGUACUGUUCAACCUAAUGAAGGAUACUAUGAAGAAACAGAUAUUGACCGAAUUGAAAUGCGCGAUCAAAACCGAAAUCGUCAAUUAACUGAUCGUUUAGUUUAUUAUCCAACUUCAAAUGGCAUUUGUGAUUAUAAUAGUAGUAAUAAACUCGAUUAUUUGGGCAAAUCGGACCAACAUCAACAACAUAAUUACCAAUUUUUUGGCAAUGAAGUUUGUUAUCAGCAACAUAAAACACAAAAGCAUAAACAAGAACAGCAGCAUCAAAUAAAUGUAGUAAGCUCUAGCUCUCCACUAUCAUACAAUAGCAGCAGUCGAUCAUUCAACAAAUAUAAUAAUAUUGUGAAUGCUCAGUACCUGCAGCAAAAGGAAUAUGGUACACCACCAAUUGGUGAUAAAAAAGUUAUUUCACAUCAGCGAAAGCAACCAAAAGUUUGGCACAAAAUAAGCCAUUUACUGCCAGAUCAUCUGAAAAUAAAGCGACGAACUCGCUAUAAUCGUUCACAAUCUUUACCGGCCGUUGAUGUCCAACUCGAUGAUGAUAUAGAAAUACAAUCACGUGGUCAGGCUGAGUCGUUUCCAUCUGUCGUGAAAACACCAAAGCUCAAUAAAGUGGAUUAUGAAAAUGGCGAUAUUGGUACUAGUAAAAUGGCUAUUGGAGGAAGUUUAAGAAAAUUGGACUUAUCAAAGCGUCUGCAGUUCAUGUCGAGAAAUUUACAUAAUGUAAACUCAACACCCUCAUCCAACAAAAAUAGUGUUAAAGACACAUUGAAUAAAUCUCAUAAGAAAAGAUCUCUCUCAACGACAGUAAACAGUUUUAUGCAAAAGGCUAAAACGUAUCGGAGACAUAGCUUUAGCUUGCACCACGGGAUAAGUAUUUUAGAGACAGAAAAUGAUACACCGAGUUUUACAUCAUCGGACUAUGAAGACUCAGUUCCAAGUGAUAAUGAUACAAAGGCACAGAAUUUAUCACCUAUUAAUUUGUUCCCUCAAAUGUCGAGUUUAAAUAAAAAAGGGGAGAAAAAUGAUGAUACAAUUGAAUUUUUUGGUACUAAUCAACCAGAUAUUAAUAAGUUAUUUCCUACUGUUGAGUUAAUAAAAAAAAUUCCAACGUUUAAUAUUGAAGAAGAAUUGGAUUGUUCAAAAGAUUUUAAAAGUAAUUCCUCUCCCGAUAUUGAUACAAGUUUAAUAGAAAUUAAAGAAAGUGUGGAUUCUUUACCUGACCUUAAUAAAAAGCAGUUCUUUUAUGCUACUAAUGAAAGGAUUAAUGAAGACGCAGAAGCAAAUUUAAUUAGACAUAAUGCUUCAACAGCUGUUUUAAGUGAUGCACCGUGUUUAAUAAUAGCAUCAAAUACGUCAUCUGCAAAUACCAUAAACUCAUUAAAAAUAAAUAAUGUCCAAACACAGCAAUCUCUUGAUCUCCCUAACAGUAUAAUAAGAGAUGAUGACGACAAUAAAAGUCAACAAUCUUAUCGAACAUUAUGCUCAUCUAGACGUCAAAGUACUGAAGAUAGUAUAGAUACUGACGAUGAAUAUUUUUGCUACGAAUUGAGACAACUAGAACAGUUGGAAGAGGAACAACUGCUAGCUGAGAGUAAGCUAGCAGAAGUCACUGAAUCGAAGUCAUCAAACAAUAAAAAUUCUUUUGUUUUUACACAAAUUGAUCAAUUAGCCUUGAAAGAUAACAUUGAACAUCAGGAACAAGAUAGCUGCUUUAAUAAUUUGAAUGCCACGGAUUAUGUACCGGACGAACAUGUAAAGUUUAUAAUGUGUCAAGUGCUGCAGGAAUUGAAGACUGUAGUUAAUGUUCACGAAGACUACGAAAAUAAGGAGCAACUUUCAUGCCAACAAGAAAAAUAUAGUAACUUAUCUAAGCUACACAGCUUAAAUAAGCUUGAAAAAAUAUCAAAUAUUCAUAGUGCUUGGCAAGAUGUUAAUACUGACGAAAUUUCCAUAGGUUUAAACGACGAUCAAAAUAUAACGGAGCUUAUAGAAGCAAAUCUUAUAUCUGAAAAUAAUAAGUUAAAACAAAACAUAAUAAAUGAUGCUGAAGCAAUCAAUGGAACCACAAAUCUCGUAAGUAAAGAAAAGCUUCUUCGUAUGCAGCAACAUCAAUAUACGGAUAAUUCUCAACAACAAAAACGUUACAGAAAGAGACGUAAACAGCGAAUAAGUGAAGAUUGCGAUGAUUAUCAUCCUCAGUAUUCCUCAAAUUUAGAAGACUCUUCAGACGAAGAGUGCAAUCAGCAUAUAAAUGAAAUAAAAACAUUAAAAAAACAAAAUGAAAACAACGAAAACCUUGCCAAAUCUUAUUUAAAUUUAGAAAUUGAAAAUAGUUCAUCAGAAGCAACUUCUGGACCCGAUACUCCAGGUAAAUACAGUGACGAACAAGAAGAUAUGGAUAAUGAAAAUGUAACAAAACCGAAUAACCAUCUAUAUAAGAAUUCGGAACAAACAACAUUAAACGCACCGCUGCAAGAAAAUACUGGCUUCCUGCAAGUAACUACAGAAAGUCCAAAGUUGUCGGAGCAAAAAAUAAGUUCUGAUAUGCAUACAGGUGCAUUAGAAACAUUAAAUUUUCAAGUAGAUGUAAAAACAAGUAUAACCGAUAAUGCUAAUAAUACCUCAUCGGUUUUAAUAACAAAUCCGGACACUAACGCAGAAAAUAUAUUGCAAGGUCUUAACGCUAGUAAAAAUGCCCUCGGAAGCAGCAAAUGGAAACUUUUAAAAACUUUGAAAGAACGAAAAAUUGAAGAAAAAAACAAUCAGGAUAAAUUAAAAGAUGAGGAAUCAUCAAAAGAUCAAGAAAAGAAUGGAACUGUUUCCGGCGAAAUUGGAAUGCGUGGCAAUGGUCAUCCUGGAGAUAACCCAUUUUACAGUAAUAUUGACAGCAUGCCAGAUAUUCGUCCACGACGAAAGUCUAUACCACUGGUAUCGGAACUUGUUCUUAAGACUAUGGCAGCAACGAAGAGAAAUGCCGGUUUAACAUCUGCAGUACCAAGAGCCACUUUGAACGAUGAAGAACUGAAAAUGCAUGUCUACAAGAAGGCUUUGCAAGCACUGAUUUAUCCAAUAUCAUCCACUACACCGCACAAUUUUGUAUUAUGGACGGCUACUUCGCCAACAUAUUGUUAUGAAUGCGAAGGAUUACUUUGGGGGAUUGCACGGCAAGGUGUGCGUUGUACAGAGUGUGGUGUCAAAUGUCAUGAAAAAUGCAAGGAUCUAUUAAAUGCUGACUGCUUGCAAA
Molecule: messenger RNA, 7882 nt
Organism: Teleopsis dalmanni
Lineage: Eukaryota; Metazoa; Arthropoda; Insecta; Diptera; Diopsidae
Biological process (GO): presynaptic dense core vesicle exocytosis; synaptic transmission, glutamatergic; synaptic vesicle maturation
Cellular component (GO): presynaptic active zone cytoplasmic component; terminal bouton; neuromuscular junction
Molecular function (GO): diacylglycerol binding; syntaxin-1 binding; phospholipid binding
Source: RefSeq, a predicted model, not a curated record